AUGCCAGUAAGAACAGUAGAGGAAAAACAGCUCAAUGUCCACAAUUUCUUUCUGAUAAAGCACAUUGUGGAUGAUAGGGAAGCCAAAGAUGAAUUGAAUUUGAUUGGAACCAUGGUCCAGCAUGUGUUCAGAGGCAAAGAUGCUAUGGAAGAGGAUGUCUUUACCUCCAAAAAUUACCAUGAUGCCGUGGGACGUAUUGCUGAGGACACUCAAAGUCAUUCCUUUGGUUUUGGAUUGGCGGCGGGGGGUUCCAAUCAUUCCACGGAUCUCAACUCACUGGACACCUUGGAUCAUGCUGAUGCCAAAGAAGAAACCCCCAUCAUGUUCAAAUAUCGUUUCAAUGAUGCAAAAGCAGACAAACAAAAUCUCGACUUGAGACGCACGGAAAUCCAUGAGACACGAGACUUGGGCAAGGACUAUCGACAUACCUUACAAGUCAAAGCACCCUUGGAAUUGGAUGUUGUAUUUGAUGCCUUUCCCUUCAAAGUCAAGACUGCUACCUUAAUGAUUGAAUUGUCUACCUUUACCAGCUCGGAUUGCAAAACUCGACUGAGACCCAACAUUAUUGUCCACCGCAAGGAAAAACGCAUCAUGUUUGGGAUUCAAAAGGAUCCCAAUGCUUCCUCCAGUAAGAAGAGUAAGAAAAUACAUCCAGCGGUGGCUGUCUAUCAGAGUUUGAGUGGCAGAGAAACUGCCCUCUUUGAACAAGCCAAGGAAAAGAUUGAUAAGUCGUAUGUUUAUGACUUUGUCUCGCCCUUUCCCAACAUUACGUAUUUGUUUGACAACAGUGCCAAGAAGUACUGUCCCAAAUACUCGAUUCAGUUUUUAUUGGUGGAAGAUGGCAUGAAAAAGUUUUUUGAAAUUGUCUUUCCCAUGCUCCUGAUUGCGGCCAUGAACCAUUUGAAUGUCGUCAAUGCCGUCAAGGCCAUACGGAAUGGCAAUGAGAUGGAAGUGGAAGCAGUGGAUUACCUAAACAAUUCGGCCACAUUAGCCUUGUCGGUGGUCGUAUUUUUGCCCACCAUGAUUGGGACCAGCCGAUUCCAUUCCAUAUUUCAAGUCAACAACUUGUACAUUUCCACCAUUUUUGUGGCCCUGGCCCUUUCCUCCUUGCCGUACGCCGUGGUGGAAACGACGAUACCCGCCCAAGUGGGAACCUAUCUCUUUUGGGCCAGUUUCUUGUUUCCAGUGGUCAAUGGAUUUCGAUUUUGGAGGUUUGUCCGGGCCCAUGAAGCGCCGUGCAGUCAUCACUUUAUGGACGAUGCUAGAGGCCGGACUUAUCCCCAACAAAAGUUCAAACCUUCGCCAGAUUCGGAUGUGAUGAGUGACUUUAUUUCCAUUGAAGAAUUGGUGAAUAAGAACCCAGCAACAAUUGCGUCCAUGGAUUUUCGCUUGGCAGAAGACCGAGGGAAAUUCAAGGUGCUGGAAAUCGACACUGCGUCCUUGGACUUGUAG
Cylindrotheca closterium is the source of this 1452-nucleotide messenger RNA. NCBI's taxonomy places the organism in Eukaryota, Bacillariophyta, Bacillariophyceae, Bacillariales, Bacillariaceae. The record is from the annotation of a GenBank genome assembly.